AUGUAUUCACUUAUUUUCCGAUUAGCCAGACAAUAUGUGAAGACUCAUUUUUGGUUGAAAUUCGAAGGAUUCAAACGAUAUCGCUUACAAAAUCUAACGAUUUGUUGGGCACACGCUGUAGUUGUCGGUUUGGGAGACCUAGUUCUAAUGUUUAGUCAUCCUCAUGAGAUCUUUCAUGAAGUCAUCGAGUGGUACGAUCCUAUCGCAGCUCAGCUUCCACUCAUCUCAGUAGCCUACUUCUUUCAAGAUGCCAUUGAUAUGUUGAUGUAUGAAUGGUCAAGUUACACACUAGAGUUAUUACUUCAUCAUUUUGCCACGUGUGCUGCAUUGGUUUGUCCCGGAGUUACGGGUCGAUUCACACUGGCUGCUGGAUGGGCACUACUGAUGGAAGUUAACAGCAUCUUCCUACAUGCUCGAACGAUUCUUCAAAUCUGUGGACUCAAUACUCAAUUUCCUGGAGUAUUUCGUUUUGUUGUCUACUCAAAUAUCAUCAGUUUCUUCUUCUUCCGAAUCGUCUCUCAACUCCUCUGGACUCAUUGGGCCAUUUACAAUGUGCCAGGUCUCCAUUGGUAUUUCGAGAUGAUCGGUUUGCUAGGACCAGUCGUUUUUGGUUGUAUCAAUGGACUGUUAUUCAUGAGAUUGCUGGCUUCUGAUGGAUUCUUACCAGAGAGUUUGCGAGCAAAGUUCAUGGUGACUCGAGAUAAAAAUGAUGAGCAAGACAAGGAGAAGAAGAAGACAACGUAG
Caenorhabditis remanei is the source of this 744-nucleotide messenger RNA. RefSeq lists its product as uncharacterized. The coding region runs from base 1 to 744 and encodes 247 amino acids. The transcript is spliced from 3 exons. The record is from RefSeq and is a predicted model, not a curated record. Gene Ontology annotation, biological process: plasma membrane organization; regulation of membrane lipid distribution; phospholipid homeostasis. Gene Ontology annotation, cellular component: plasma membrane. NCBI's taxonomy places the organism in Eukaryota, Metazoa, Nematoda, Chromadorea, Rhabditida, Rhabditidae.